UAUAUGCGCUAUCAUAUCAAAAGAAAGUGUAGACUAUCAAGGCUUAGCCGGAUCUAUUAAUAGACAAAGGGGAAAAAAAACGUUGUUACACUUUUUUGUGAUAUGAACAAAGGCGUAUAAAAAUCCCUCCAGCUUUCUCCUGUUUUUCUCCAAAAUAGUUAUAGUGUAUGCAUCAUGGAUAAAAUGUUUUCCUUAUCUGUUAUCACAUUAUACUUAUUACAUACAAUCACUGCUGCCAGCUCACAAGUCAGUGCCAUCCAGUUUAACAACUUCGGAUAUUCGGGAGCAUACACCCCUGUGGUUGACUUGGCCAACAUCUACGAUGACACUUGUUCAUGUGCAGUUGCAAGUAAGCCUACCACAUUCAGCGGUACAAACACUCCCUUGAACGAGGAAGUCAGUGUCCAUUUCCGAGGCCCUUUGCAGUUGUACAACUUUGCCAGUUACGUAAGUCAAGAUUUCACCCUUGGCGAUAACUCGGGUGAGUUCACCAGAUUGUCAUUUUAUGAUAGCGCAGAGGGAACUGCUGACAAUGUUACCUUUUUGACUCGUGCCGGGAAAAAUUCUAGUUGUCUUGGCUUUGGGUUGACCUAUGCCGAUACUGAUGGGAUCUCCAAGGCAAAUAGCCCUACCGUGUUAGCCGAUGAUACGCUUAUCAACUCCAAUCAGGAAUAUGUUAUUUUCUCAAACUUGACUUGUGACAAGUCGGGUGUGAAUAACGACUGUGGGGUGUAUCGUGAAGAUAUUCCCGCAUACCAUGGUUUUUACGGAACCACGAAAAUGUUCUUGUUCAAGUUUAGUAUGCCCAAUGAAACAAAAUCGGCAUGGGAUGUAGCCAACUAUAACAUGCCGGCCAUUUGGCUUUUAAACGCGCAAAUCCCCAGAACUGCCCAAUACAGUAAUGAUGUCAACUGCUCCUGUUGGAGAUCGGGAUGUGGAGAAUUUGACGUGUUUGAGGUGAUGAAUGUUACUGAAUACACCCAUUUAUAUCUGACCAUACACGAUUACCAAGGAACUGACGAUAUUGAAAGUGGAUUAGCUGGAAAUGGGUAUAUUGACCGUGAUUUGAAUGGAACUAUGGUUGGUGGUGUGGUUUUUGAUUCCACGGGAAAGGUUAUUGUUUGGAUGAGUGAUGAUACAACGUUUGACGAAACUGUUCAAGCUGGUGAUUUGAAUUCUUGGAUCAAAGGUGCGGAAAAGAAUGCCGUGACUACUACUUUGCCUACUGCUUCGUUAGCCGUGGCUACUGAAACAGGAACUGGAUCAAGCACUACCAAAAAGAAUAGUGGAGUGGUUGUUGCUCGUUCGUCUUUGAUUACUGUUCUUUCAUCACUUCUUUGGUUUAUAUAGAUUUAUAAUUGACUAAUUUGAUAAUCAAGUCUGCUAGUUCGCU
Messenger RNA from Spathaspora passalidarum NRRL Y-27907, 1393 nucleotides. It is a transcript of the gene PGA52, whose product is annotated as Pga52p. The coding region runs from base 175 to 1350 and encodes 391 amino acids. NCBI's taxonomy places the organism in Eukaryota, Fungi, Ascomycota, Pichiomycetes, Serinales, Debaryomycetaceae. The record is from RefSeq and is a predicted model, not a curated record. The transcript has a single exon. Gene Ontology annotation, cellular component: fungal-type cell wall.